GUUCAAACUUGAGUGCAGAGCGGUGGAGUGUGUGAGAGGCUGUCCAUACACACACACACACACACACACACACACAGAGGGAGAGAGAGAGAGGGAUAUGCGUUAUGUUAGGAGUUAUGUGGAGGAGCGGGAUGACUGUGUGUGCGGUUGUGGUGUGUGUGUGCUGGUGGAUGUGUGUGCAGGUGUGUGAGGGUGGAGGCUUGGUGGAUGCGGUGAGCGAGCGGCGCGCGGAGGUCAGUCACCGGAGAGACAGCGCCAACCUGCUGACCGCCGCCGUGCUGCUGAGUCUCACCAUCCUCACCGUGUGGAGCUUCAAACACAGGAGACUCAUCUUCCUGCACGAGACCGGACUCGCCAUGAUCUACGGUUUGUUAGUGGGCGUGGUCCUGCGCUAUGGUGUACACACUGAGCAGGACGUCAGUAACGUUACAGGUGUGUGUGUGUUGGAGUCGAGCCCCGCCUCUCUCGUGGUGAAUGUGAGCGGACGCUUUUAUGAGUACACACUGAGGGGAGAAGUUAAUGAGGGAGACCCCGCCCCCAACACUGAGAUACUCCGCAAGGCCACUUUUGAUCCAGAGGUGUUUUUUAACAUCUUACUGCCGCCCAUUAUUUUUCACGCUGGUUACAGCCUCAAACGGAAACACUUCUUCAGAAAUCUGGGCUCCAUCUUGUCCUACGCUUUUGUCGGGACUCUGAUUUCUUCAUUUGUCACUGGGUUGGUGAUGUUUGGCUGUGUGGUGUUGAUGAGUACACUCGGUCAGCUCGCUGGUGAUUUCCUCUUCACUGACUGUCUGUUCUUCGGAGCGAUCGUCUCAGCCACUGACCCCGUGACAGUUCUGGCCAUCUUUAACGAGCUGAAGGUGGAUGUGGAUCUGUACGCACUGCUGUUUGGAGAGAGUGUGCUGAACGACGCUGUGGCCAUCAUUCUCUCAUCCUCCAUCAUAGCGUAUCAGCCGUCUGGAGAGAACAGUCACUCGUUUGACAGCGGGGCCAUGUUGACGUCUCUCGGUGUGUUUCUCGGGGUGUUUAGUGGCUCCUUCAUGCUCGGCUCUGCUACAGGAGUCCUGACCGCUCUGCUGACAAAGUUCACUCGGCUGAGAGAUUUCCCCCUGUUAGAGACGGCUCUGUUCUUCCUCAUGUCCUGGAGCACCUUCCUAUUGGCCGAGGCCUGCAGCAUCACCGGUGUGGUUGCUGUGCUGUUCUGUGGUAUCACUCAAGCUCACUACACCUACAACAACCUGUCACCAGAGUCCAAAAACCGCACAAAGGAGUUGUUCGAGUUGUUGAACUUCCUGGCUGAGAAUUUUAUUUUCUCCUACAUGGGUGUGACUUUGUUCUCCUUCCAGCAUCAUGUCUUUAACAUUGUCUUCAUCACCGGUGCCUUUUUGGCGAUAUUUCUGGGAAGAGUUGCGAAUAUUUAUCCUCUUUCCUUCCUGCUCAAUCUCGGCCGAAAGAAGCCCAUCAGCUGCCGCUUCCAGCACGUCAUGAUGUUCGCAGGGCUGCGAGGAGCGAUGACCUUUGCCCUUUCGAUUCGGGACACAAGCACUUAUGCGAGGAAGAUGAUGUUCUCCACCACACUCAUCAUCGUCUUCCUCACGGUGUGGGUGUGUGGGGGCGGGACCACGCCCAUGCUCACCUUAAUGAACAUCAGGGUUGGUGUUGAGGAAGAUCAGGAGAACUUGGUGGAGGAGUGUGUGAGUGCCCGUGACUCUGCGUGGCCUUUCAGACUGUGGCACAAAUUCGACCACAACUAUCUGAAGCCUUUUCUCACACACACUGAUCACCCGCUCACACACUCCUGCUGCACUCCACUGACACACUGCUGCACCACUCAGCACUGUCAGCAGGAUGAUGAUGAUGAUUCAGAGCUGAUCCUGAAUAACAGAUCCAGCUUCCUGUACAGUGAACUCUGUGACCUCAGUGACCUCAGCGACCUCAGCGACCUCACUGACCCCUCCAUCUCAUCCAAUCAGGACACGGCUCAGUUACAUUUACACACCGAUGAUCCUGAUGGGCCUUUGACCCCUUCGCUCUCUCCUCUUCCUCCUCCUCCUCUUUCUCCUCCUUCCUUCCGCAGUCAGAGCCGCUCCGAUACAGACUGUAGCACCGAUCAGAGUGCGUCAGAUAUCACAGUGCACUCGUACACUAGCCCUAAGUAGUGCACAUACACACGGAACAGCAAGCUGAAUCACAAAUCAGUCCCUAGUGCACGUAUAGGGCACUAGACAACGUGUGUCCUGUGUAGUGCACUAAAUAUAUCUGAUAAGUGGGCUUUUGGGAUUCAGCUCACUAUUCCCUAGGAUAUAAAAGCUCCUGCUCCCUAGGUAGUGCACACUAUGUUUAGUAGAGAGGCAUCCAAAUGGGACACAGCUCCUUAUUGUUUAUAUAAGUGGUAAGUGCUGCCAUUUUAAAUUGAGCUCCUGUAAAAGUAAAAGCACACUAACUAGGGUGUGAAAAUAGGUGGUUUCCUGGAGUGUGUGUGUGUGUGUGUGUGUGUGUGUGUGUGUGUGAAUUAAGAUGAUUUGUUUCACUACAGUUUUAAAUAAAAUGCCCAACAGAAAUAUUAAGUAUGCAUAAAUAUACAGAAAUGUGUUCUCAUUAUUAUUAUUCACCGUGAUGUCACUUCCUGUAUUCAUAUAACUCACACUCAGAAGUUUCCUUAAUUUAUUUGAAUCUGUUCCAGUUUUAUGUGAAAAUGUGUUUGGAUUAAACACUAUUUUAUGUGCA
Molecule: messenger RNA, 2727 nt
Organism: Pangasianodon hypophthalmus (striped catfish)
Lineage: Eukaryota; Metazoa; Chordata; Actinopteri; Siluriformes; Pangasiidae
Gene: slc9a6b
Product: solute carrier family 9 member 6b
Exons: 16
Coding region: 105-2159 (684 amino acids)
Biological process (GO): proton transmembrane transport; sodium ion transport; regulation of pH
Cellular component (GO): recycling endosome; membrane
Molecular function (GO): sodium:proton antiporter activity
Source: RefSeq, a predicted model, not a curated record